Oncorhynchus gorbuscha (pink salmon) is the source of this 1314-nucleotide messenger RNA. RefSeq names its product sideroflexin-3-like. Lineage: Eukaryota; Metazoa; Chordata; Actinopteri; Salmoniformes; Salmonidae. Bases 10 to 951 code for a protein of 313 amino acids. The record is from RefSeq and is a predicted model, not a curated record. The transcript has 7 exons. Gene Ontology annotation, cellular component: mitochondrial inner membrane. Gene Ontology annotation, molecular function: monoatomic ion transmembrane transporter activity. Gene Ontology annotation, biological process: monoatomic ion transport; serine import into mitochondrion.
AAAACAAGGAUGUCUGGCGAUCUGUCCCUGGACAUUAACAUCAAGAAGCCACGAUGGGACCAGAGCACAUUCAUGGGCCGCGCCCAGCACUUCUUCUUCAUCACUGACCCCAGGAACAUUCUGAAGUCCUCUGAGACCAUGGAGGAUGCACGGGUUACUGUGGAGAAAUACAGGUUAGGAGUGGUGAAGCCAGGUCUGACAGAAGAUGAGUUGUGGAGAGCCAAGUACAUCUAUGACUCUGCCUUCCACCCUGACACUGGCGAAAAGAUGGUGGUGGUGGGACGCAUGUCUGCCCAGGUCCCCAUGAACAUGACCGUCACUGGCUGCAUGCUCACAUUUUACAGGACGACUCCAGCCGUUGUGUUCUGGCAGUGGGUGAACCAGUCCUUUAACGCUGUGGUCAACUACAGCAACGUUAGUGGAGAUGCUGCCCUCACCACCAAUCAGCUGGCUGCAGCGUACAUCAGUGCCACCACAGGAGCUGUAGUCACAGCCCUGGGACUCAAGGCUCUAGCCAAGCGCCUUCCAGCCGUCAUGAGCCGGUUCGUCCCUUUCUUUGCUGUAGCGGCUGCCAACUGUAUCAACAUCCCCUUCAUGAGGCAGAGGGAGCUGAAGUACGGCAUUCCAGUGACGGAUGAGGAAGGGAACCGGUUAGGAGAGUCAGUCACCGCUGCCAAGUCAGGCAUCAUCCAGGUGGUGGUGUCCAGGAUUGGCAUGGCUGUGCCAGCUAUGGCUAUCCCACCUGUAAUAAUGAACGCCCUGGAGAAGAAAGCCUUUAUGAAGGUAAUGUUACAAGAGACGAAUGGAUGCCUGUCAUGCUCUCAACAGUCAGUGGGUUUAUGGAGCCGGUACUACAUACAGUCAGUGUGUGUGGAGGAUAAUCUGUGGCAUGUAGCCACUGUUGUACUAAGCCUACCCUCUAUUUGGAGUUCAAACCACAGAAUCAAAUAGUGCCAUUCUAUGUGUGGGGUUUAGCCAUGUAAAAUAUGCUACUUGUUUGUUGGUGUCAUGAGAGGCCAGUGGAAAUCCAGGCUUCUGUGUUUUGUCGUGUCUGAUAUCCUGUGUUGAUCCACAAUCUCUAGCCUGGUCCCAGAUCUGUUUGUGCUGUUUUGUCAAUGACCAUAUGAGUAAGCACAAACAGAUCUUGGACCAGGCUUGUUAAGCUCUUCAACACUGUCAGUGUAAUGUCUACAGUGCCUUGCGAAAGUAUUCGGCCCCCUUGAACUUUGCGACCUUUUGCCACAUUUCAGGCUUCAAACAUAAAGAUAUAAAACUGUAUUUUUUUUUGUGAAGAAUCAACAACAAGUGGGACAC